AGUAGUUAAUAAACCCCUUGUUUGUUUCCCUUGUGGUUGCUUCCUACAGUGGAGCAGUUAUGGUGGAGAAAGUUCAUAGUUACGUACACAGUUAUCAUCCAAAAUUUCACCUAACUGCAACUAAUUAAAAGACCAAUCUUUAUAUGCAGCAAGAAUUCUCCUUCAUCGUAUCAAUCAGUCAUUCAUAUUAUCAGGGAAAAAUUCGAAACAACAACUGUUGUUUUGAAUUUUUCCCUGAUGAUCCAUUCAUCAUCUUUCCACAAGAACGCCAUACUGUGAUCUCAAGCAAUAAGCAGGAGCAACAUAAUUAAAUCAUAAUCAACAAUGGGAAGCCCAAUUCUGGUGGAAUUCAAGAGACAGGCCUCCUUCUACCUCAAAGAGAAGAUCAAAACUGCUCGCUUGGCGCUUACCGAUGUCACCCCCGCACAACUAUUGGCAGAAGAAGCUACAAGCGAAAACGUAUGGCCGCCCGAUACACGCAGCAUGGGAGUGAUCUCGAGAGCAGCUUUCGAAGUCGACGAUUACUGCAGAAUUGUGGAAAUUGUACACGAUAGGUUGAUAAACUUCGAUGGAGAGAGUUGGAGAAUAUAUUACAAGACCUUGCUCCUGUUAGAACACCUUCUCACCCAUGGACCUCUGAGAGUUGCUGAAGAGUUUGAGAGGCAGAGGCAUGUUAUCAGGAAGAUUGGGUUUUCUUUCUCGGUCGUCGACGAAAAUGGCUUCAACUGGGGGUUGACCUUGGCAAACCUGUCCUUGAAGGUGAUAAAGCUAAUUGAAGACGGCGAGUUUCUCAUGGAAGAAAGAACACGAAAACGAAGAUUAAUGCGAGGGAUUCAAGGAUUCGGAAGAAGAUUCAACAAUGAACAACCUUCAACAUCAUUGUCGUCGUCGUCAUCUGAUACAGAGGAUGGCAGCCCGAGCAGGAAACCCUGGCGGAAUUCCAGCUACGAUCUAUCCCAAGAAAGAGCACAUUCUCCUGCAGAACUUUCUGCAGACGAUUUAGAUUCGGACGAUGGCAGCCAGAGCCAGAGCCAGAGUCCUGACUCCACAGGUGCCGGGAUACUACUAAAGGCAAUAACCAGGUGGAAUUCAAGCUGCGAUCUUCCCAAACUAAGGCUCCAUUCCUAUACCGAGCUUCCGCAGGAUGAACCAUCAGCUGAAGAUGAAGAACACGAGGGUUUUCCCACCAUUGAAUGCGACCACCCUUUACUAGUAAACAGUGACAUCCAGCCAUAGCAUCAGUUUCUUCUCUCUAAAUAAUGAAUAUUUCUCAUGAAAGACACAAAGCCGUUUUGUGUGGUAUGUAAAGGCCUAUGCAUUAAUUAAUUUUGAUGCUUUUCAUGUUGUGAAUAAGUAACGCAAACACAAUUAAUCAGAAGACCUUCGAGUGGGGGGAAAAAGAGAAUAAACAGAAUAGGUUUUACAAGCGCAAAAAAGGGAGAAACUUGCAUUCUAACAGUCAGAAAAAAGCUUCUUAACAUAGUAAAACAAAAAGCAAUUGGGACC
Messenger RNA from Linum trigynum, 1506 nucleotides. NCBI's taxonomy places the organism in Eukaryota, Viridiplantae, Streptophyta, Magnoliopsida, Malpighiales, Linaceae. The record is from the annotation of a GenBank genome assembly.